AGAAAAGCGGCGGCAGCGGCUCUAGCGGCAGAAGCAGCAGCGCCGGGUCCCGUGCGGACGCCCUCCUUGCGGUGUUGUUUCUUGAGCUGCGGCAGCUCUCACUACAGCGCCAGGACGAGUCCGGUUCGUGUUCGUCCGCGGAGAUCUUUCUCAUCUCGCUCGGCUGCGGGAAAUCGGGCUGAAGCGACUGAGUCCGCGAUGGAGAGAACUUUAGAAACUGUUCCUUUGGAGAGGAAAAAGAGAGAAAAGGAACAGUUUCGUAAACUCUUCAUUGGUGGCUUAAGCUUUGAAACCACAGAAGAAAGCUUGAGGAACUACUACGAGCAAUGGGGAAAACUUACAGACUGUGUGGUAAUGAGAGAUCCUGCAAGCAAAAGAUCAAGAGGAUUUGGUUUUGUGACUUUUUCAUCCAUGGCUGAGGUUGAUGCUGCCAUGGCUGCAAGACCCCAUUCAAUUGAUGGGCGAGUGGUUGAACCCAAACGUGCGGUGGCAAGAGAGGAAUCUGGAAAACCAGGGGCUCAUGUAACUGUGAAGAAGCUGUUUGUUGGUGGAAUUAAAGAAGAUACUGAGGAACAUCACCUUAGAGAUUACUUUGAGGAAUAUGGAAAAAUUGAUACCAUUGAGAUAAUUACUGACAGACAGUCUGGAAAGAAAAGAGGCUUUGGUUUUGUUACUUUUGAUGACCAUGAUCCUGUGGAUAAAAUCGUGUUGCAGAAAUACCACACCAUCAAUGGUCAUAAUGCAGAAGUAAGAAAGGCAUUGUCUAGACAAGAAAUGCAGGAGGUCCAAAGUUCUAGGAGUGGAAGAGGAGGCAACUUUGGUUUCGGGGAUUCACGUGGUGGUGGAGGAAAUUUUGGACCUGGACCAGGAAGUAACUUCAGAGGAGGAUCUGAUGGAUAUGGAAGUGGUCGUGGAUUUGGUGAUGGCUAUAAUGGGUAUGGAGGAGGACCUGGAGGUGGCAAUUUUGGAGGUAGCCCUGGUUAUGGAGGAGGAAGAGGAGGAUAUGGUGGUGGAGGACCUGGAUAUGGCAACCAGGGUGGGGGCUACGGAGGUGGUUAUGACAACUAUGGAGGAGGAAAUUAUGGAAGUGGAAAUUACAAUGACUUUGGAAAUUAUAGCCAGCAACCAUCUAACUACGGUCCAAUGAAGAGUGGAAACUUUGGGGGUAGCAGGAACAUGGGUGGACCAUAUGGUGGAGGAAACUAUGGUCCAGGAGGCAGUGGAGGAAGUGGGGGUUAUGGAGGGAGGAGCCGAUAUUGAGCUUCUUCCUAUUUGCCAUGGCCUUGAUAUGAACCAUGGACAAGUAUAUUCUGCUGCCACAAAGACUAAAGUUCUUCAUUUCAACAGCUGAGGCAAGCCAAGUGAUCAUUAAUAAGCUUUUCUUGGUUCCUUCAGUGGUGUUGGUAGUAAAAUGGUAGGUAAAAGUCAGGCUGCAAUACAAGUUCGAUACAUCAUGACAUUUUUCCAUCGUUACAACCUUGUGAAUUCACAUUUCUCGGACCAAGCAUGGGUUUUUAUUAUUGAUCUUCUGUUACUUACUAUGGUUGUUUUAGCUUUACCUGAUAGGCUUAAAGAAGGAAGGGCAAAAUGGUUGUAUAGCUCUGGGUGUACCUGUGGUAUAAUCUGACCCAUUUACCCUACACUGUAAGAUGGAGAGGAGGUUGCUAGAAUUCAUUUCUUAAAACUAAAUGUCUUCAAGGGAUUGACUUUUUACCUGGCUUUACUGCCUUUUCAAGAACAUGACAGGGCAUAUUCUACUGUAGUCACCAGUGAGUCUUCUUUUGAUCCCAAGACCACCACUGAAGUUAUAGGUUCUUUAAAGCAACAUGAUAAACUUCUUCAGAUACUUUUUUUUUCCUUUGGCAGGAAGGUGUCUUGCUGCAGGUAACUAAUGAAGAAGUGGUCAACCACAGAAUCUUCAAGAACUAAGAAAUUCUGUACCAUCUGAAAGUAGUUCUUGUUGGUGCCUUCUUUUUUAAAAGCACUUUUUAAAGGGAAAUGUUUUCUGAUAAAACAUUUUAUUUUAGUCCAGGUUCUUAAAACAAUUCAAAUUGAGUAUUGUUUGUAAAACAGAAGAUCAGUCAGAGAAAUGUACCAUGUUUUAAAUUAGGCUUUUGUGAGUAGACAGAUUAAUUCUAUUUUGAAUACAAAGUUUAUGAAAUAAAUACUUUUGUAUCUAAAUACGUGGUGUAAUGUUUACACACAAAAUGUGAAUCUUGUUCUCUGAACAUGCAGGCUGCCAUUCCUUUAAAAUUUACAAUUUAACAAAUCUAUGCAUAUUGCCAUUCUUAAUUUUCUUUUGAUACUAAUAGACAAAUGAGAAACUUUGAUCAUAACUGGCUGUCCCCAAUAAAAUGCCAUUCCUUAUCCUCCUGUA
Messenger RNA from Echinops telfairi (small Madagascar hedgehog), 2377 nucleotides. RefSeq names its product heterogeneous nuclear ribonucleoprotein A2/B1 (gene HNRNPA2B1). The coding region runs from base 199 to 1260 and encodes 353 amino acids. Gene Ontology annotation, molecular function: RNA binding. NCBI's taxonomy places the organism in Eukaryota, Metazoa, Chordata, Mammalia, Afrosoricida, Tenrecidae. The record is from RefSeq and is a predicted model, not a curated record. The transcript has 12 exons.